AUGGUUGGGUCACCAGUUUGCUCUUACCUUCCAAAGGGCUCAAAGGAGUUCUUCUUGUCUUUGAAUCAACUUGAGAUCCUAGAUUUGAGCUAUAACCGUUUUUCUGGAGAGCUACCACUUUCUCUACCAUCCAGCAGUAUCCAGACAGUUGAUUUGUCCAGCAAUCACUUCUUUGGUGCAAUUCCAUCUUCAUUCUUCCAACAAGCAAGCAACUUGACAAGUUUCAAUGUCAGCAACCUUGCUCUUGGGCUAGGGAAGUGUUCUGAAUUGCAGGUUUUUUGUGCCGGUCACAAUAACCUCUCAGGAUUACUUCCAGAAGAUAUCUAUAAUGCUACUAAACUUGAAGAAAUUUCAUUGCCUUUCAAUUCACUACAUGGAGCCAUUAGUGAUAAAAUUGUCAACCUUACCAACCUUGCCAUCCUUGACCUCUCCUUUAAUCAUUUUGGGGGCGAGCUUCCUCUCAAUUUGGGGAAGCUCUCCAAGUUGAAGUUUGUGACCUUUGAUUUCAACAAUUUAGAAGGUGCUUUGCCCCCAUCUUUGAUUAAUUGCACAAACCUUGUAGAACUACGUUUGGAAAACAACACCUUGGAAGGAGAUAUCUCCAUGCUUGAUUUCUCAAGACUUAGUCAACUUACUAAACUUGACCUAAGGGUCAAUAACUUCACUGGUACAAUUCCAGUAAGCCUUUACUCAUGUAGGUCCUUAAAAGCCAUUCGAUUGUCCAAAAAUCAUCUAGAGGGACAAAUACAAGCUGAGAUUCUUUCAUUGAAAUCCUUGUCCUUCCUCUCACUUGGUGGCAACCGAUUCACCAACCUCACAUGGGCAGUGAAGAUAUUGAUGAGUUUUAAAAGUCUUCACACACUCAUGCUUGCUGGUUCCUAUGAAGGUGAGGGAAUGCCAUCUGAUGAUGACAUGGUUGAUUUUGACGGAUUCCAAAAUCUUCGGCGUUUUAGUUUGGCUGGUUCUGACCUCAAUGGUCAAAUACCUUUAUGGUUAUCAAAGCUCAAGAAUCUAGAGCUGUUAGAACUAGGUUUCAAUCAAAUCACAGGGCCAAUUCCAAGUUGGUUGGGGACUCUUCCUAGGCUGUUUUAUAUAAACUUGUCAAAUAAUCGAAUUUCAGCAACGAUAGUCUUAUCUAACAAUAACAUUAGUGGUGAUAUACCUACUGAGAUCGGCCAGUUACAACUUCUCCAGGAGUUGUAUCUUGACUCCAACAACUUCUCCGGCGUCAUUCCAGACCAAAUAUCUAACCUGAAAAAUUUGGAGGUUUUGAACCUCUCCAUGAAUCUCUUGUCUGGAAUAAUCCCAUCAUCAUUGGUGAGCCUUAAUUUCUUAAGAGAAUUUAAUACCUCGUACAAUAAUCUUGAAGGACCAAUACCAAUAGGCACCCAGCUCCAAAGCUUCAACGCUUCUGCCUUUGAGGGGAAUCCAAAACUUUGUGGUGUCCCACUUCCAAAUAAGUGCGAACCAAAUAAGUGCAUUGAUGCAGAUAACAAGAACAACAAAGACGAGGGCAAUGGGCAUCAUCAACUUCCAUGGUUUUAUAUUUUUGUUGUGUUGGGGUUCAUAGUAGGAUUUUGGGGAGUCUGUGGUUCUUUAGUUAUUAACAACACAUGGAGAUAUGCAUAUUUUCGAUUCAUAGACAAUGUACAAGAUAGGCUUUAUGUGAUGGUAACAGUGUGCAUCAACACGAUGAAAAGAAGGCUUAGAGGCUAG
Molecule: messenger RNA, 1716 nt
Organism: Prunus mume (Japanese apricot)
Lineage: Eukaryota; Viridiplantae; Streptophyta; Magnoliopsida; Rosales; Rosaceae
Source: RefSeq, a predicted model, not a curated record